Messenger RNA from Spodoptera frugiperda (fall armyworm), 1988 nucleotides. Its product is annotated as endothelial lipase-like. NCBI's taxonomy places the organism in Eukaryota, Metazoa, Arthropoda, Insecta, Lepidoptera, Noctuidae. The coding region runs from base 73 to 972 and encodes 299 amino acids. The record is from RefSeq and is a predicted model, not a curated record. Gene Ontology annotation, molecular function: lipase activity. The transcript has 6 exons.
AUAAUAUUUUAAAGCAAAUAAAAGCUGUUCGCUUUUACAUUUUCAACACAAAAAUAUUGUUUUUCAAGCAACAUGCUGAAAUUGGUCAUUAUUUUGACUGCGAUAGCAGUGUGCUAUGGAGUGCAAGAGGAUGUAAUGUAUAAUCUUUUCAGAAAGGAUGAUUAUGUAACAUAUUUAGAGGGACACGGCGACAUACCACAUACAUUUAAUGCAACAGAUAAGACUAUAUUCUUAAUACACGGGUACGUUCGCGGGUUGGAUUGGCGUUUUAAUGAAUUAAUUACGACUGCAAUUUUCGACUAUCGUAACCGAAAUAAUUACAAUGUCAUUACUGUUUAUUGGAAAAUGGCAGCCGGUAAUAGUUACAUAGAAGCGAGUGCUAGUGUGCAUAGAGUAGCAGAAAACUUGGCCAAUUUAAUACGAUGGUUAACACAUGCUGGAGUCGAAGGCCCGAAUGUAGGAAAUGUAGCAAAUGUAGAAGAUUUCCAUUUGGUUGGGUUUGGCCUUGGAGCACACGUUGCUGGUAUAGCUGGUAGACUACUCCAGGAUGAAUCUAAAGUAGUUGGUAGAAUCACUGGCUUAGACCCAACAAGACGCCUGUGGGAUGAAAAUUCUGACCGUUUGAGACGAGGUGAUGCCUCCUACGUUGAAGUGAUAUAUACGGAUACUUUAGGACUGUUACCGCGCGGCAUCAGAGAACCUAUUGGCGACAUAAAUUUCUACGCCAAUGGAGGAUGGAAUCAACCAGGCUGCCUCACACAUUCAUGUAAUCAUGAACGCGCUUAUGAGUUGUUUGCAGCAUCAAUGAUCAAUAGCAAUCUAGCUGGACGUGGAUGUACCUCUAAUAUACAGAUGAACCUUAAUAUAUGUAGAGGAAAUUUCCUUGAGUUAGGAGGUUUCAAAUUAUCAAAAUCUGGCUUAAGUAUUUACAGGAUCGACACAAUAUCAUCAAGAUAUCCUUUCCUAUAUUAAUUACUAUGUUAUCGGCUUACUCGCGUAACUGUUUGACGAGAAACUCGACUAGUUUCAAGCCAUCCUAGAGGCUCAUAUUCAUGAGCAGCAUUCCGCGACACACGACACGGUGAUUGUCGCGCUGCUACUGGCGACUCGAGUUUCGCGCCCAUCGCGCCCUCUGCCUGGAAUCACGCACACUUUCCGGCGCGCGCGACGAUGUUGGCUCGUUAGGCAGUUGUCCCACCGGCAACGAUGAACGAGUAACGAGUAGAGCUAGAACUAGAAACGAGUUAAGCGAGACGUGGCGAGCGAGUGUGUAGUUCUGAUAUUUGUGUAGCUCGGCUAUAAGCGACGGCUAUAGAUACGCACUGUAGAGAAAUGACCACUGGUUGCUCGCUCGGCGUGAGUUUUAAUCGCUUGGCGAGUGUCGCCGAGCGAGUGUUAUCUUUCAUAGCUCUUGUCGCUCAGCGACAAACUAGUGAAGCGAGCACUCGCCGGCAGUGUGAACAGUCGGCGAUCAACUAUUUGUAUAUGCAUCUCUUUUGUUUACACGGAAAGUAUAUCUAUUGUACGUUUCUUGAGCGAGAAAAUAGCCGAUAGUUAGUCGUUCACUCGCCGUUGGUGGGACAACUGCCUUAGACUCGUUCGCCGGCGGCUGCGUAGGUGUUGGGUUCGAUUCUCGGGUCGACGCAAAAACGGUGUUACAUACCGCGCUCACUGUGUCACACUCCAGACCUGCAACAUUGUAGGCUGACGCAGAUUGUAAACUUUGCUUUCAGGCAGGUGGUAAUGCCCAGCCACCGUUUCUGUUGUAGUUGGGACGACGACUUAUUUCGAUGACCUCACGUGCGGUACCUAGUAUUAACGCGGUAUAAACUAGUCGAGUUCCUUGUCAAACAGUUACGUGAGUAAGCCGAUAACAUAAUAAUUAAUUUAGUAUGUCUCAGAAGAGUUACUUUAAUUUUUUUAUAUAUAUAAAACUGUUUUAUAUGUAUAAUGUAUAUGCAAAUAUAUUAAUAAAGAUAUUUACUACA